AUGAAAAGCCAACAGUUGCUAAACAACGUCAAAAAGUAUGCUAUUACAUGUCCCGGUCAAGGUAUAUUACGGAAUGGACUACUUGAAGAGAAUAAAAAUUAUCGCCAUUUACUCCAGCUGUACUUGGACGAAAUUGAUACUGCAUUGAGUUGUAACUUUUCUCAAUAUCUAUUCCAGAGAGAUGUGAAUGAAAGCGAAACAAGCAGGUGGCUACGACAGACGUCGAAUGCCCAACCGGCAAUUCUUGCAUCCACAUACAUCACGCUCAAAGUUUUUGAGAAAGUUUAUGAAGUCGAUCUAUUGAAAAAUACACUGUUCUUACUAGGACACUCACUUGGAGAGUACACAGCAUUGGCACUUAGUGGAAUUUUUGAUCUACCCACUGCGGUACAAUUUGUUAGAGAACGAGGUAGGUUCAUGGAGGAGGUAGUUCGACAAACACCGGACGUUUUUGGAAUGAUUGCAUUGAUAAUUCGACCAGAACAUGUGAAUAAGGUGUUGGAUUUGGCAAGCGAAUACAAUAUUUUGGGGAAUGUGAACUCUAAAUACCAGGUGGUAAUAUCGGGUGAGUUGGCUAAGCUUGACGAAUUUGUUAGCAUGUUGAAAUCAGUGAAUAAAAGAAUGUUAUUGAAAGCAGAGAAAUUGCCAGUCUCCAUUCCCUUCCAUAGUACAAUGCUAGAGACUAUAGUUCCGGAACUCAGGUCAAAGGUAGAUAAUAAAAUAAGCGCUCAGAGGAUACCCAUCAUUUCUAAUUUAGAUGGAGAAGUUUCCACCAACGCAUCCAAAACGGUUGAAAAAGCUUUAAAUGCCAAUUACAAACCCGUUCAAUGGAUGAAAUCAAUGAACCAAUUGACUACUGCUGGUGUGGAUACAGUAUUCAACUUGGGGCCUGGAAAAACCCUCAAUGCUAUUAACAAACGAUACAAUGUGAAAUGCAUUCCCAUAGAAAAUAUCGAGCUGUUUACAAUGGAAUGA
Molecule: messenger RNA, 975 nt
Organism: Lodderomyces orthopsilosis Co 90-125
Lineage: Eukaryota; Fungi; Ascomycota; Pichiomycetes; Serinales; Debaryomycetaceae
Gene: MCT1
Product: [acyl-carrier-protein] S-malonyltransferase
Exons: 1
Coding region: 1-975 (324 amino acids)
Biological process (GO): fatty acid biosynthetic process
Cellular component (GO): mitochondrion
Molecular function (GO): [acyl-carrier-protein] S-malonyltransferase activity
Source: RefSeq, a predicted model, not a curated record